AUGAGCAGCCCAAAGCGCAGAAUAGAGACCGAUGUGAGUUAUGAAGAUGUACGCCCUAAAAAUCCUCUUCCCUUCCCCGAGUCUCUUCUGUUGAUGAGUGACUAUGAAGUUACCCUUGUCAACGAUAACAGUAAGUUGGCGGCUUCUUAUAAAGAGCAAGAUCAAUGUGCUAACCAUAGUCUAGUGCAAGAAUUCUACGUCCGAUUUAAGGGCCCCGAGGAGACUCCGUUUGCUGGUGGCCAUUGGAAAAUCCAUGUCGAGCUCCCCGACCAGUAUCCAUACAAGAGCCCUAGUAUUGGAUUCGUCAACCGCAUUUUCCAUCCCAACAUCGACGAGCUGUCUGGCUCUGUUUGCCUUGAUGUUAUCAACCAAACCUGGUCCCCCAUGUAUGACAUGAUCAACAUUUUCGAAGUCUUCCUUCCUCAGCUCCUUCGCUACCCCAAUCCUUCCGACCCGCUCAAUGGAGAGGCUGCAGCAUUGAUGAUGCGGGAGCCCAAGUCCUACGACGCGAAAGUGAAGGAGUACGUGGCCAAGUACGCCAGCAAGGACGCCGUGGACGAGGUCGAGGAAGAGACAGAGUCCGAGGGAGAGCUCAGCUCCGCUGGCAGUUAUGCGUCUGGUGGUGAGGAGCCGGCCGGUACCAUGGAUGAUGUUUAG
Molecule: messenger RNA, 657 nt
Organism: Penicillium malachiteum
Lineage: Eukaryota; Fungi; Ascomycota; Eurotiomycetes; Eurotiales; Aspergillaceae
Product: E2 ubiquitin-conjugating protein UBC8
Exons: 8
Coding region: 1-657 (218 amino acids)
Biological process (GO): ubiquitin-dependent protein catabolic process; protein polyubiquitination
Cellular component (GO): nucleus
Molecular function (GO): ubiquitin conjugating enzyme activity
Source: RefSeq, a predicted model, not a curated record